CUCCCGGAAGUAAAUUGCCGAAUCGCGGCGCUCGAAAAUCCUAUACUUUAGAGAAGACAGCUUAAACUAGCACAUUUCCAAAACAAUUGUUUAUUGUUUCUUGAAAUUUUGAUAAGUCAUUUUGAAUGACCUGACUGUCCUGACCAGCUACAAAGAGCAUGGCUGCAGAUUGGCUGGGAAGCCUGGUGUCGAUCAACUGUGGGCCAACGUUAGGCGUGUACCAGGGGGAGGUGUCUUCAGUGGACCAGUCCAGCCAAACCAUCUCUCUCCGGCAGCCUUUCCACAAUGGUAUCAGGUGCCCAGUUCCAGAGGUCACAUUCAGUGCCAUGGACAUCAAAGAGCUGAAGAUCCUGGAUAUUCGAAAUGGCACCAGACCAGCAGCGAACCCUGCCCCUAUUGGGCACAGCGGACGAAAUGGCCGCGUGGGGAGCCAGGCAAGCAGCGCCCCACUGCCGGUGCCACACAGAGGAGAACCGAGAUCAUCUGAGGGGCUUAAUUCACCACAGCAGUGUUCCAAAAGCUACGGGGAGCGCCACCUAGAGGGCCCUGGGCAAGCCAAAGUAUUUCGCCGAAGGCACAACUCUUGGUCCUCCAGCAGCCGCGGUGUGAGCCAGGCUACGCCGAAGAAGAAUGGGGCCAAGAAUGGCGUCGGUGGCGGGGCCAUGAAGAUGAAGGAUGACGAGUGCUUUGGCGACGGCACCGACGAGGGCCUGGACACAGACUUCGACUUCGAGGGCAACCUGGCGCUCUUCGACAAGGCCGCCGUCUUCUCUGAGAUCAACACCCUGGAGCGUCGCGGCAAUGGGGCCCGGGCGCCCGGCGAGCGCACACCCUCCCGCUAUCGCCACGACGAGAACAUCCUGGAGGGCGUGCCUGUUGUGUACCGCCAGAUUGCUGUGCCCCAGCCUGGGGGCAAGGAGUACUGUACCGACUCGGGCCUGGUGGUACCCAGCAUUCCCUAUGAACUCCACAAGCGCCUGCUGGCCGAGGCCGAGAGGCUGGGGCUGUCGUUGGAGCGGCGGCUGGAGAUGACCGGGGUGUGUGCCAGCCAGAUGGCGCUGACUCUCCUGGGUGGGCCCAACAGACUGACCCCCAAGAACGUGCACCAGCGCCCCACGGUGGUGCUGCUCUGCGGACCCCACGUGCAGGGCGCGCAGGGAAUCGGCUGUGGCCGCCACCUGGCCAACCACGGUGUGGAGGUGGUGCUCUUCCUCCCCAACUUCGUCAAGAUGCUGGAGGCCGUCACGGUGGAGCUAGCGCUCUUUGGCAAGACCGGUGGGCAGCAGGUGUCGAGCGUGAGAGACCUUCCCGACGGCCCCGUGGACCUGGUCGUCAAUUGCCUGGACUGCCACGAGAAUGCCUUCCUGAGGGAACAGCCCUGGUACCGGGCUGCGGCCGACUGGGCCAACCAGAACCGGGCCCCUGUGCUGAGCAUCGACCCGCCUGUGAGCGGCCGGGAGCAGGCCGUGGAGGCCAAGUGGUCGCUGUCCCUGGGGCUGCCGCUGCCUCUGGCGGAAAGUGCCGGACGCGUCUACCUGUGUGAUAUCGGGCUGCCACGCCAGGUGUUCCCCGAGGUGGGCAUCACAUACCGCUCGCCCUUUGGCUGCAAGUUCGUUAUCCCCCUUCACCCGGCAUAGGUGGGGUGGGGGAAUACAGACGGGGGUGCCGUGGGUCUGGGAGAGGCCCUGGUGGAGAUUACAUCUGAACGUGUCUGUUUCUGGGGGGGGGGAACGACUGUGAUGUGACCUGCCCCCACCCCCACCCCCCCCCCCCCGGGAAGAUGGAGAGCUGCUGUUCUGGAGAGAUAAAAGGCACAGUGCCAAUCUUCUGCUUAAGGAUAGACAGUCUGAGGAGAAAAGCCCUCGUGAAUGAAGCUCCUUUUUUAUUUUGUGACGGAAAGAGAGAAGCCAAACAUCACGUCCUCGGCCAAACGUGUUUACAGCUUGCCUGGUUCUGAGACGCCCUUGGCUGGUUUAUUAUUAUGCUUUUUGGUCUUGUUUUCCCAUUACGCACUGCCGGGCAGCCUGGGCUGUCAGGAGGACUAAUGCUCUUGGAUUGUUCUUGUGUCCGGCGUUGGGAGUCACUCACACAUCCACGUUUGUUUUUACGAAGGUGGCAAACUAACCAUGAGUCUUAUGGGGACUGAGAGACUGCCAGAGAAUAUUAUACAGGUUACACAUGUCACAGGUGAAACGAAUAAGAAAGCCCAUCCGAAGUGUGAAUUCCCCAGUGACGGGGACGUGCUUAUCAGCAUUCGUGUGUUCGAUAGCUGUGGAAUGUCUGCCAGCAGAGAGACGUGACGCUGGGCUGUUCUCAGCACAGAUGUUCCUCACGCUCCGUCCUCAUUAGUUAUUUAUUAACUGUUUCUAUCUCCGCUUCUCCACCCGAUCUAGCCACAUACACUUCUGCAUUAAACGGCUGCAUCUGAAGAAAAGGGGGCUUUUAAUUAAGACAUCUUCCUAUACAUGUACAAGUGUACUUUCCCUUUAAAUUCUGAUAGUAUGUGGGCUGUUUGUCCAGCUGUGACCUGAUAGAGAAGCUGUGCGUUUGUGGAACUGCACUUGCGACAUGUGAACACCAGCCUUUCUGUAUACAGACCUACGGACCUUGGGAUUUGAAUCACCUCCGUUUAAUCGCACAGAACGUGGUCCUGAACAUUCCGGAAGACUCUGAUGUUGACUUGACCUUGUGGAUCUGAACCUUCCCUCCAUCCAUGGAUUGAUGGACUUCGGACUUUGCAGUUUUAUUUUCUUUAACCCUUAAGUCUAGGGUUGGCAUACUGUGACCCCCCCAGUUUGCUGGUUGAUUUCCCAGCAGUUUCCUUCUGUGUUACUGGUCCAGUACAUUAUCUAUACAUUUAUUUGGAUGCCUUCCUCACUGAUGAUCACAUUGAAAUGUUUUCAAGGUGAAAACGUGGCAACAUACUUGCUCUCCAGGUGUGUGGUAUGCUUUAUGGUGAAAUAUGCUGAAAAUGCCGUUGAUUAAAUGGCUAACAUUAUAGCAGGAAUUGGCAAACGUUCAGCCCACAGGGAGCUGUCCGAGUGCAUUUGCCUCUAUUUUGAUUGGCUGAAUGCGCAGUACAGCUCUGACUGCAGCUGUCCAUUCGUGUUUCACUGUGCUCUACUGACGUUCUACUUAUUUAACGUAGCUUCCAAAGAUGUUCGUUCUUUCUUGAUAUUUCUGAUACAGAUGUAUGAAAAAUGAUUAACAAUCGUUUUCUUUGUGCAAAUACUCGGUAUUUCUGGUUAUUGAAAGUUUAGAAAGACUGAAGAGAGACUGCAAAGUUUACAUUGGUUUUAAGCAGCUGGAACAGCUGUGCACUGGCUGCCUGGUUUGUGUUGUCUGUGCUGUUUUUGACAUCAGUCCAGUAAAGCAGUGAGAGGAGCCUUCCGCUGAUCUCUGACACAGCUGUGGCAUGAUGCUGAUGACGACUUCAUAGGCUUGUAUGUGCAUUUGUGACUUACGUCGCCACAGAGCAGCCAGGUGUGCUUCACACUGUAUAUUCUGUAUGUCCCCGUCAUGUGACUGUCUGUAGCUGCCAAGCGUGCGCAGAUGCGCAGUGCUGUUUCGUGAAACGUUCUGCUGUUAUGUAGCAUUAAAUAGCAUAAGACUCAAAGGUGACCAGGGACCAUUAUUUGAAUCAGGGGAAGUAAUAAUAAGGUAAAAACAUAGACAGUUUGGGUCUCUGCUGUUUUGGCCACCAAAAUGGGCCAUAUACUCUGUGCCAGUGUUUCAUAGUGCGGUCCUCGGAGAAUCACAAACAGUCCACGUUUUUGGGAGCAGGGAACUGGGCGGGAGGAAGAAUGUGGACUGGCUGGCAGGGAUGUGGGAGGGAGCAGAAACAUGGACCGGCUGCGGGUCCCAGAGGACCAGAUUGAGAAACCCUGCUCUGUGGCUUUAUCGUUAGGUAGUAAGAGUGCUGUCACGUUACAUUCCCCUAGAGGAGCACAGUUCAUUCUUAAAGCAUUACUAGGGAACAGACUUAAUGCUGCUAAGUCUAAGUUUAGUUUCUUCUGCAGACAGAUGCUAUACAUUAGCUGUCACUUCCGUCUGUCUUGGCUUUCUUAGCCAUUUGUUGCUAAAAGCGUGCAUGUGAUCGAGGUCUGCAUGGAAUCAAGGCGAACUGAAGGUUCUGUGAGUUUUUUUUCCCCCCCAGAAAUCUGUCUCCUUUGUCUUGAGCCCACCCCCCAAGUGAGCUGUUCAGGUUGCGGGGAGGGGCAGGACCAGCAAAACCACUGUAGGAAAUAUGACUUCAAACUUUUGCCUGGGGUGAGAGCGGCGUGUCACCUGGCCCCGGGUCUCUCAAAGUUUUCUUUCAGGAGAGCAGAGUAUGGGAGGUCCUGCAUUCCUGCAUCUCCAGGAGCAGUUUGCAGAGCCUGCGAAGGAUGAGCUGUCAUGUCUGGAUAUGUGCUUUCGUCUCUCUUGCCUGAUCUCUUCUUGCCUGCAAGCCGCUAUUCCUCAGCAACUCUGCGUCUCCAUUGUUCAUACACUAUACCCCCAUGAGCUCUAUUUUAUUUUUAUAUAUUCUGGCCACUUCCAGGCUAUAUGGUUAUAUGUGGAGCUGAUGCUAUUUGUAUACAUUGAGAUAAAUCGUUAUUGAACUUGACUGACCCAACCUUCUGCCAUGUUGAGUUGUAAUUUAAGACUGAAAAAUAAAGUGGAAUACUUGCUGGAAA
Molecule: messenger RNA, 4676 nt
Organism: Brienomyrus brachyistius
Lineage: Eukaryota; Metazoa; Chordata; Actinopteri; Osteoglossiformes; Mormyridae
Product: enhancer of mRNA-decapping protein 3-like
Exons: 7
Coding region: 159-1637 (492 amino acids)
Biological process (GO): deadenylation-independent decapping of nuclear-transcribed mRNA; P-body assembly
Cellular component (GO): P-body
Molecular function (GO): mRNA binding
Source: RefSeq, a predicted model, not a curated record